Plasmodium relictum is the source of this 225-nucleotide messenger RNA. The record is from the annotation of a RefSeq genome assembly. Lineage: Eukaryota; Apicomplexa; Aconoidasida; Haemosporida; Plasmodiidae.
AUGUUAAAAAAAAUAGGAUAUGUUUUAAAGAGUAUAAAUAUAAAUAUAAAAGUAAUUUGUAUUUCAUAUUAUAAGUAUAAUAAUAAAUAUAAAAAAUUGUUUUUAAAUAAUAUAUAUAUUAAAGUAUAUGAUUGUAGAAAUGAGAUUAAAAAAAAUGAUUAUAUAUUAUUUAAAUAUUAUAAAAAAAGUAAGUUUUGUAAUAAUAAAGUAAUAAAAAUUUUAUGA